AUGGGUCAAACUCUUUCAACACCGAUCACUGAGAAGCACUCGACCUCGGGUCAGGACAAGCGCUUCGCCUAUGGCGCCUCUGCUAUGCAAGGAUGGCGAAUCACUAUGGAAGAUGCGCAUACGACCCUACUCGAAGUAGAGAAUGCUGAAGGAGUUGCCUUCUUUGCAGUUUAUGACGGCCAUGGAGGUCCUAACGUUGCCAAGUUUAGUGGCGAAGGACUGCACAAGAAAAUUGUUGGAGACAAAGCGUUUGCCAAGGGGGAUUACGUGGCGGCAAUUAAGAAUGGAUUCUUGGAGAUGGAUAGAGCCCUUCGUUAUGAUCCUGAGUAUGGCGGAGACUCGUCUGGAUGCACGGCCAUCACCGCAACAUUCACUGAUAAAAAUGUUCUCUAUGUGGGCAAUGCUGGUGAUUCUCGUGCUGUACUCGGAACUGAUGGAGCAGCCAUUGCUUUAUCUCACGAUCACAAGCCUGUCAAUAAAGAGGAGUCAAGGCGUAUUGUUGCUGCAGGAGGGUUUGUAGAGUAUGGCCGAGUUAACGGCAGUCUUGCCUUGUCUCGUGCCUUGGGCGACUUUGAGUUUAAGACGAAUGCUACGCUCGGACCAGAUGAUCAAAUUGUGACAGCAAACCCCGUGAUUGUGGAGCAUAAGCUGACAGAUGACGACGAAUUCUUGAUCCUGGCUUGCGAUGGGAUUUGGGAUUGCAUGACAUCUCAGGAGGUAGUGACAUUUGUCCGUAAGGGAAUUGCUGACAAUAUCCCCUUAGAUAAAUUGUGUGAAAUGACAAUGGAUAACUGCUUGGCAUCAGACACCGGUAUGGCUGGAGUUGGCUGCGAUAACAUGACCAUGGUAAUUGUGGCAUUUUUAAACGGACGAACGUUGGAGGAUUGGUAUGAACAUAUUGCAAGACGCGUAGCAGUACGUCUAGGACCCGCGGAUUCGAAACUCCGUCCUAAUGGCGAUGAGGAUCCGGAGACAUUCAAAGAAACGCUGGCAGAAUACGAAAGACAAGAAGUGCUGUCUACCAAUGCCGAUGGAACACCCAAAGCUAAUGAUGUUCAAGAGUUACCUGAAUCCGAGUCUGUCACUGAGACCAAGGAAGCCAAGGAAACUAUGGAUAUAAAUGAAUUGAAGGAAGCAAAUGAACUCAAAGAAAGCAAUGAGCCGAAAGUGGAGGAAAAACAGGAGACAAUGGAGCCAUCACCAGUCAAGCCGGGCAAAUAAGAGGCUAUUGCUUAGUACUGUAUAGCGUGGUGGUGUGCCCAACCAAGUCUAUCCUUUUUUUUAUUUUUAUUUCUCUUGCAGAUUCUCCAAGCCUUUUCAUCGCUCUCCACACUUUCCUUCUCUCUUUAUUGUUUCGUUUUUCAUACUUCAUUCUUGUUCCCUUCCUUUUCUUUCCUUUUCUUAUGCUAUUUAUACACUCUUACAAUUCAUACGGUCAGCAUCGGCCUUUCUUUUCCAGGUGGACAAUUGCUGCAUUAAAGGAAAAAUAUAAAGAAAAUCGAGGGCUGCAAGGCUGAUCUGAGCUCAGUUGAACAUGU
Messenger RNA from Lobosporangium transversale, 1538 nucleotides. Its product is annotated as phosphatase 2C-like domain-containing protein. Gene Ontology annotation, molecular function: protein serine/threonine phosphatase activity; cation binding. The record is from RefSeq and is a predicted model, not a curated record. The coding region runs from base 1 to 1221 and encodes 406 amino acids. NCBI's taxonomy places the organism in Eukaryota, Fungi, Mortierellomycota, Mortierellomycetes, Mortierellales, Mortierellaceae. The transcript is spliced from 9 exons. Gene Ontology annotation, biological process: protein dephosphorylation.